Messenger RNA from Symbiodinium necroappetens, 550 nucleotides. The record is from the annotation of a GenBank genome assembly. NCBI's taxonomy places the organism in Eukaryota, Dinophyceae, Suessiales, Symbiodiniaceae.
GAGCCUCUCCAAUGGCCGCCUUCGCUUCCGCAAAGGACAGAGCCGAGCGGUGCAAAUCUUCGAGUUUGUGACUUGGUUCCCGCCGGCACAACAGAAGUGCCGCAUAAUCCAGACCUCUACCAUCGGGCAUAUCUUCGGGCUCGAUUUCGAGGACGGUAGGCCCCCUGAUCUGGCGGACCUCUUCUAUGCCAACGUCAAGAAGACGGUGGAGGGGGCAGUAGCCAAGAAUCGGAUUGUUGAACACAUCCAAGAGCUUGCCAGUGAAGCCGAAUACCUGGCGCUCUGGCUGGACUGUGACCGGGAGGGCGAGAACAUUUGCUACGAGGCUUGGCGUUUGUUCAGCCACGCAUGCGAGGAGAACGUCUACCGUGCACAUUUCUCGGCGCUGACGCAGCCGGAGAUCAAGACCGCUUUCAAGACGCUGGGGCGCCCGGACAAGCAGCUGGCUAUGGCCGUGGAUGCACGCCAGGAGCUCGACUUGAAGAUUGGGGUGGCGUUCACGCGGCUCAUGACCCGUACGUUUCUGAGCCUUCGGGAGCACACAGCAUGA